CCACCUCACAUCGGGUGGUUGUUCCCUCGUCAUCCCUUCCGACCGUACUUACGAACAUAAUGAGCAAACUGAACGCCUCCGCUUUUGAAUUCGUCCCUGGCCGGGGAUUCAGCAUUCCCUCUCAACCAGCGGCACCACCACCUGCCCCGAUUGAGCGCCCAGAACAGUCAGAAGCCCCGAAGCCCCCUCCCACGAUCUCUCUCAACAUUGGCGGAUCCAAGCCGACACCUGCAGCCGCGCCAACCCCAGCUAAACCUGCUGCCCCUGCCGCUCAAGCGCCAGCACCAGCCGCUGCCGUCCCGGCCCCGAAACCAGUUGUCAAAAGCACCCCCAGUGCUGCGCCUGCUUCAUCUGCUCCAUCUAAGACGUUUUCCACGGAGAGGGCUAAGACCGAUACAAAUGCUGUUGCCCACGAAGUACGGACGGUAGCUGACGACGCUGUAUUGGAAGAUCUUUUCGGCGAUGCUAAGGAGCAUCUCAACAUCGUGUUCAUCGGUCAUGUCGAUGCUGGCAAAAGUACUUUUGGCGGCAAUCUGCUCUUUCUGACGGGCAUGGUCGAUAAGCGAACCAUGGAAAAAUAUGAGCGGGAAGCCAAGGAGGCUGGUCGUGAAUCCUGGUACCUAAGUUGGGCUUUGGACUCCACACCUCAGGAGCGUGCCAAAGGGAAAACCGUGGAAGUCGGCCGUGCUUAUUUCGAGACACCUUUCCGACGUUACACCAUUCUGGAUGCACCCGGGCACAAGACCUUCGUUCCCUCCAUGAUCUCCGGAGCUGCCCAGGCUGACAUUGCGAUUCUUGUGAUUUCCGCUCGCAAAGGCGAAUUCGAAACCGGCUUCGAGAAGGGUGGACAGACCCGAGAGCAUAUCAUGCUGGUCAAGACCGCCGGCGUCUCCAAGCUCAUCGUUGCGAUCAACAAAAUGGACGAACCAACUGUCAACUGGGAAAAAUCACGGUACGAUGAAAUCAGGGAGAAGCUGGUCCCAUUCAUUCGUGCAUCUGGAUUCAAUCCGAAGACGGAUGUCACGUUUAUUCCUGUUUCUGCCUUCACUGGGUACAAUCUGAAGGAGCGCGUCCCCAAGAAUGUUUGCCCCUGGUGGGAUGGGACUUCUUUCCUCGAGCAUGUUGAUCACAUGCCCAUGGUCGAUCGCAAGAACAACGCACCGCUGAUGAUGCCCAUCGCCGAAAAGUACAAGGACAUGGGAACGAUUGUCGUCGGCAAGAUUGAGUCGGGUCACCUCCGGAAGGGCGAGUCGUUCAUUCUGAUGCCCAACAAGAACCACGUGGAGGUGACGGCCAUCUUCAACGAGAUGGAGGAGGAAGUGAACGUGGGUCUCUGCGGAGAUAACGUCCGCAUCCGUCUGCGCGGGGUCGACGACGAGGACAUCAGCCCCGGCUUCAUGUUGACCAGCCCCCAGCAGCCCAUCCACGCUGUGCGGCAAUUCCACGCUGAGCUGGCCAUUCUCGAGCACAAAAACAUCAUCUGUGCGGGCUAUUCGGCGGUGAUGCACAUUCACACUCUCUCUGAAGAGGUCACUCUUACGGCUCUGUUGCACUACUUCGAUAAAGCGACCGGCCGAAAAUCGCGGAAGCCUCCCCAGUUUGCGAAGAAGGGUCAGAAGAUCGUUGCUCUGAUUGAGAGUGCCCUGCCUGUUUGUGUCGAGCGAUUCAAAGACUACCCUCAGCUGGGCAGGUUCACUUUACGAGACGAAGGUCGCACCAUUGCCAUCGGAAAGAUCACCAAAUUAGUCGAGAACAUCGCCGAAGAAACUGCCGAGGGCAUCGCCAACAUGUCUGUCAAUGCGUAAACGAAAGCAUGCAGGAAUCCAACGAUCUGUCUGUAACCAGAACUUUGUAGAGAAAUCCGUAGCUUCGUUGAGAAGCUGUACAGGCCAUGUGUA
Messenger RNA from Mycena citricolor, 1898 nucleotides. NCBI's taxonomy places the organism in Eukaryota, Fungi, Basidiomycota, Agaricomycetes, Agaricales, Mycenaceae. The record is from the annotation of a GenBank genome assembly.